This is a messenger RNA of Cylindrotheca closterium, 882 nucleotides long. The record is from the annotation of a GenBank genome assembly. Lineage: Eukaryota; Bacillariophyta; Bacillariophyceae; Bacillariales; Bacillariaceae.
AUGCAUGUACAACACCACAACACACGGCAGUCCAAGAAAGACCAGCGACAAACCGUUGCUCGUCAAUCUAAAUUUCAUUUUCCAGGAUUUACAUCGUCCAGUGAAGAUGACGAACCUCCAGCAGCCGUCGUGACGGCCAAGAAGCGAAAGCGACGAGUCAGCAGCAGCGCCUCGAACAACAAGAAGAGGAAGAAAAUUGGCACCAUCUCCAAGCGAUCUACUGUUUCAAAGAAAGGCAACUCGCGUAACCAUCUCGAAAAAGUCCAAAAGAAACUAUCCUGCAUUCCAAAACCCUCCAAUGCUUCUCCUGCUGCUUCUGUUUUGACAAAGAAGCAGAAACAUGAUGCCAAGUUGGAAAAGGUUGUUGACAAUUCGGUAGAAUUGAUUGAAGAUCCUCCCACGAUUCGCCGCACGACCAGUCCAGAAGUCAAUGCAAAACUCUUCGACAGAGAUCCUCCCGCAACCACACUCACUCCAAAUGAACUUUUUCUAGAGGAGGAGGAGGAGGAGCUAACAUCUUCUUUCUUGUUGGACGAUGAUCAUGAUAACGGUGACGACAACAUUGACGAUCUGCCAUUGUCACCCAAAUGGGCCAAAGUCCGUCCCAUUUCAAACACGAAGUACACUUCCUUUUCCUUUAUUCUUCUCUUGGCCUUUGCGGUUCCAUACUUUCAUCACAUGGGGGGUCGUGAUGAUUCAUGGAGCUCUGGUUCACAACAACACGUCGUCCGCAAACUCCAAGGUGUCAAGAAUCAAGAUUGGAAGAAAUUAGCAAAUCCCGAGCACAAUGUCUUUUCCGAGCAGACCAAUGCCAGCAGCAAAGACCAACAGCACUGCUUCAGCACUGAUUCUUUGCUUUCGAGCUAUUUUUCAUUCUACUAG